AUGUUCUCCCAUGAAGAGCACUUUGGAUCCCAUGGAACACGACCGCCUGCUUUUGACCAAUUUGUCAACGGUCUACACACACCUAAUGAUCUCAAGCAAGCAUUGUUCGAACUUUUCGCCAAGCGACUCUGUCGUCUGAAAAUGGACUCGUCGGAGGCAAAGCUGAUUGCGGGAGCACUAAGUACUCUACAGAGAGGCAUGGGAUUCCUGGUCGAGGAGUCUGACAAGAAAAUCAGGGACGUUAUCAAAGAACAUGCUGAUUGCGCCAAUGAAGUGAAGAGCGAUAGUGUUGUUGGGCUGAGGGCUUUUGCGAACAAAUACGCAACCGAACUACUAAGACUGGUCACUGGUUGUGGCCUCAGUCUAUGCUCAAACAGAGCAUCGACAUCGGGGCCCAGUGUGACAAGGUUGAUUAUGGCCUUGGUGCUUGGCUGCUUCCUUCGGCAAGUGCUACACAAGGACGCACCCUACUGGUUGAAAGACCGAAACUGUUAUGUUGACAAUUGGGUCCGCGAUGUCAUUGUUCAGUAUGACAAUAAGCAAAUCGGCAUCCCCAGACUGGAUUUAUUUUGGACCCGUCUCAGUAUUGGGGGGAUCUUAGACCUUUCUUUUCUGACUGACGUAGUCGGUCUCGACGAGGCAGACAACCAUGGGCACACAGCGCUACAUCUGGCCAUCCUGAACGACAACCUCCCCAUGGCUACAAACCUGUUGAAUCUCGGAGCGGAUCCCAGUCCUAAGGCAACACGAACAGGUCACACUCUCUUUCACUAUGCAGCAGCGUUUGGCGAAGAGGAGAUCUACAGAGAGCUGAAAGAGCAUUAG
Messenger RNA from Colletotrichum higginsianum IMI 349063, 825 nucleotides. Its product is annotated as Ankyrin-2 ankyrin. The coding region runs from base 1 to 825 and encodes 274 amino acids. Gene Ontology annotation, molecular function: protein binding. The transcript has a single exon. Lineage: Eukaryota; Fungi; Ascomycota; Sordariomycetes; Glomerellales; Glomerellaceae. The record is from RefSeq and is a predicted model, not a curated record.